Messenger RNA from Gamsiella multidivaricata, 1720 nucleotides. RefSeq names its product CRAL-TRIO domain-containing protein. The record is from RefSeq and is a predicted model, not a curated record. Bases 396 to 1661 code for a protein of 421 amino acids. Lineage: Eukaryota; Fungi; Mortierellomycota; Mortierellomycetes; Mortierellales; Mortierellaceae. The transcript is spliced from 2 exons.
UUUUUUUUUUUUUUCAAAGGGCGACCCUUACCUUUCUUGCACAAUUGCUUGGCAUCCAUACUCCUAAUGAUGCAGACGAAUGUCGAUAUCGAUGCAGGAUCCACGAGACAUGGUCGAUCUGCAUAGCUCAUGAGAAAUCAAAGGACAGCAACGUGCACACGAGAGCCAAGGAUUGCAUGCGGAAAGCACGUUCUUCAUUACAUGUUCGUUUUAGGGUGCAGUUGACGAAUUGGACAAUGUUCGGUUAAAGAAACAGUUCACAUCAAGGUUAUUUCCAUGUCGUUAUCACGACAUGGUACCGGCGUAUAAAAAGAGACCCUAUCUCCCCUGGGAACUUCAAACAAACAACCCUUCCGUUCACUCACCCACAUCCACACAUACGCACAUACAUCAACAUGUCGAUUACAGAGAACUCUCCCCCAGGUACAGGCCACGUCGGCACCUUGACUCCCGAUCAGCUCGAAGCCCUCCAGAAGCUGUGGUCCGCGAUCUAUGAAAUCCAGGAGAAGGGCACCGUCACCAUCAUUCCUGACCCCGCACCCGUCGCACCAGCACCUGCUCCAGUUGCAGCCUCGACCGGUUGGGGUGGCGGAUGGUUUGGUGCCGCAGCUCCAGCAGCACCCGUCGAGCCCGUCAUCGAGCCUCCAACUACCAUCACAUUGUCCGAGCUUGGUUUGACCGCCGAAGAUGUGAGAUCGUCGCUUUGGAAGAAUGCACUGGGCGAUCACCCUGACUCGCUCGUCUUGCGGUUCUUGAGGGCGCGCAAAUGGGAUGUCGGCAAGGGACUGUUGAUGCUGUUGAAUGGCUUCAAGUGGCGAUUGGAGCAGGGUGUCGAGGACGUCAAGCUCCUCGGUGAUGACGAGCUGGAUGCCAAGUACCCCAAGUUCAAGCAGCAGCUCGAGAUGGGCAAGUUCUAUAUCCACGGCACAGAUAAGAAUGGUCAGCCUGUUGUCUAUCUGAAUGUCCAGUUGCACAGAGCCGGCGACCAGGACCCCAAGACACUUGAACGUUUGACCAUCUACCUCAUGGAGACGGGCCGUCUGCUGAUCCAGGCACCCGUCGAGACUGUCGCCCUAAUCUUUGAUCUCACCAACUUUGGACUCGGCAACAUGGACUACAACCUCGUCCAGUUCCUCGUCAAGUGCUUCGAGGCCUACUACCCUGAAUCUCUCGGUGCCAUCUUGGUUCACAAUGCCCCUCUGGUCUUCUGGGGUGUCUGGAAGAUCAUCGAGCCAUGGCUGGACCCCGUCGUCGCUUCCAAGAUCAAGUUCACCUACAAGAACCAGGAACUACUUGAUUUGAUCCCAGCAGAGCACUUGCCUGAUUCAUACCAGGGCGCAGGAACGGACAAGUUCAAGUAUGAUUACAUUCCACCAGUCGCUGGCGAGAACGAUAAGAUGAAAGACGAGGCAACCAAGGCAGCGCUCGGAGCAGAAUGGAACACAUUGACAGCAUCGUUCGACAUCAAAACAAAGGAAUGGAUCAAGAGUGGCAAGAAGGAGCCAUCACCGGAGAGAGAGGCGAUUGCCAAGGAGUUGCACGCACAGUACUACAAGAUGGAUCCAUACACUCGUGCCAGAACUCAGUUCCAUCGCAAGAACGCCGAGGGCAAGUCCGUGAUCCAACCCGAUGGCUCCGUCGUCUGGACCUACAACCCAUAAUCAAGAAUUGUAUACCCGGUGUAUUUAUUUUCAAGCAAUAAACGUUCAGCAAUCCAAAG